CUCGAUUCAGUUUGUUCUUAAUGUGAAUAAAGUUUAAUUAUACUGUGAAUGUUUAGGUGGCUCCAAAAAUUAAAGUGCUAAUAAUAAAUAUUAACACGAAGUACAGAAUACGCACUGAAUAUCAAAUCAAUUGUUUUAGAAAAGAUUUCAGAUCUGUGUUCGAUAAGGUAAUUCAAUACUAGAAGAAAAUGUCUGGUUUACAGUCUUUUAUGGAAAAAAAUCCUGCAAUUUAUUAUAAAGUAAAUAUAGCAACUGAAAUUGAAAACUGCCGAAGAACUACCGAAAGGAGACCACUCAUAGUGAUCGAUGGAAGUUGCUCUAGACAAAUAUUUGGAGAGACUGACCAAAAAAAAUUUUUGACAGGAGGUCAAUACAAAUUGUAUAAGCAAAAAGCUGGUGAAUUCAUAGAAUUUUUGCAAAGGUUUGAUGUGGAAUUAGUUGCAUUUUUUGAUGGAUGCAACAUAGAUGAUAUGCAGGAUAGAUGGGUAGCUCGAAAAAGGUCUGAUAUCAUGGCUAUUUAUGAAAUCUUCGAUACUUUAGAUGAUAAUGGUUUGGAAUAUGUUAAUGAAUAUAAUAUAAAGCCAGCUUGUAACAUCGGUGAGGUCAUAAUGUGUAGCUUCCAAAAUAAAUGUAAUGUUAUUAGAUCCACAUUUGAAGAAUGUGACUCAGAAAUCAUAACAUAUGCAAAAGAAAAUAACGCUCUGGCAGUAUUUUCACAGGAUGUUGAUUUUGCAGUUGCACAAGCUGAUUUUGCAUACUGGUCUUAUAAAGACCUGAACUAUGAAGAGCAAAGUACACAUGUUUAUGAUGGCAGAAUGUUAGCUGAAGCUUUAGAUUUACAAGUGGAACAAUUGCCUUUGCUACGAACAAUGAUUGGAAAUGAUUAUGUAUUGAGUACAAAUUUGCAAAGAUGGUUCAGACGACUUAAUGUUCGUGAAUAUCCAAAUUCCAGUUUUAAUAAUCGUGAAAAGAUUUGCAAAGUAGCACGACACUUGCGGAACUUCAAUAAUUCUAUCGAUAGUUAUAGGCGUUUAGCAAACCAAGCAUUUGGCAGUCAAGAUCAAUUUCAGAACAUAAAAUUGUCUGUGGAAUCCUAUAUGGGCAUUAGACGAGAAAAAGUUACUAGUUUGUCCAAUGAUAUCAGAUGGAACGAUUUAUUAAUGCAAGUUGUUAAUCUUGUACAAGAUCCACAUUCCAAUUUGUCUCCCAUGGUUUUUGACAUUUUAUACAAACAAGUGUUUAUGUCAAAUAUGCUUUACGAAGAUUUUAGAAAACACGAUAUUCCACCAUCGGAGAUUCUUUGGAGACCAAUAAGAGCUAAAAUAUAUGGAAUUUUAUUAUUGGACUUUUGUUCUACAAAUGGCAAAAAGGUUGUUAAAGAGUGGGUUUGCCACGGGGGAGAUAUAUCCAUACCUCAUUUUGUUGAAGCAGUCGAACCAAGUUGCAGUCUAAAUAACUAUAAACUACAAGAUUUUUGGGCAGAAGAUAAAGAUGAGGACUUGAUUGAUAUAGCUUGGAAAUUAUUUUGCGAUGCAAUACAUGAAAAACUUCCUGUAAAAGCAGUGCAAAGUAUUAAUGAAAAGAUAAUGGCAACAACUUUAAUUGUGUUAUUCAUGAAUAAUAAAUGUCAAAUGACUAAAGAUGAAAUAGAUGCUUUCUUGAUGAUGAGUGCGUUAUGCAGCACAAGAGAUGAUGUAACUGGAUACUCUAAAGAUUGGAACAAUAUAAUUAAUACACGAUUGCUACGUCUAUCAACAGUUUUCUUAAGAGGCCUUAGCACAAUUUGCUUUUUCUUUGAAAGUACAUGCUUUUUAAUACCAAAAGAAACUAUAUCGGAGUGGAAUGUCUUUGAUGGAGCUUUAUUACAAUAUUUGUAUGAAUCACCUAUAAGUGAACACCUUGUUGAUGAUGAAAUAAAGCAGUUAUUCCGUAGUUCUAGAAAUUUUAUUGAUGAGUAUAAGAACUUGUUUUAGUUCUACAUGUAGAGUUCAUUCAUCUAUUUUCAAUAUAUAUUAAUGUAUUAAUAUGUAGUAUACAUGCACAAACAAUAUUAUACAUUUGU
Molecule: messenger RNA, 2062 nt
Organism: Ctenocephalides felis (cat flea)
Lineage: Eukaryota; Metazoa; Arthropoda; Insecta; Siphonaptera; Pulicidae
Product: constitutive coactivator of peroxisome proliferator-activated receptor gamma-like
Exons: 3
Coding region: 189-1973 (594 amino acids)
Cellular component (GO): nucleus
Source: RefSeq, a predicted model, not a curated record